Messenger RNA from Tarenaya hassleriana, 992 nucleotides. RefSeq names its product ninja-family protein AFP4. Gene Ontology annotation, cellular component: nucleus. Bases 129 to 971 code for a protein of 280 amino acids. The record is from RefSeq and is a predicted model, not a curated record. The transcript has 2 exons. Gene Ontology annotation, biological process: negative regulation of DNA-templated transcription; signal transduction. Lineage: Eukaryota; Viridiplantae; Streptophyta; Magnoliopsida; Brassicales; Cleomaceae.
UGAAAAUAAAUCUCCACAACAAAAAAAAUAUUAUCAUUCUCCUCCGAAUUCUCUCAGCUAAAGUUCUGAAUUUUUUUUUGGUCCCCCCACUAAAAAAAAGAGAGGAGUUUUACCACCGGAAUUGGCUAAUGGAGAUGGCAAACAAAAACGGCGUCGUGCGAGUCCCGAACCCGCCUGCGAAUGGCUUGCAGAGGGUCGUCGUCACGAACAAGCACAUCUGUUACAGAAACCCUGGCAAUGCCAACGGAUGUGGAGGAGAAGAAGAAGGGGACGCCAUUGAACUGAGUCUAGGUCUGUCGUCGAACGGACGAUUCGGCACUGACCCGGGAUCGAGGAAGAGGAAGAGUUCCGAUUUGACUCGGUCGUCUUCCAUACCGGAGGGCUUCACCGCCGGGGAGACUCGGCCUCCGAUGGUUCCAAGGGUUUCGGACCUGUUCCAGAUGACUCGGACGCUGUCACUGCCGGUGGAUUCGACGGAGGAGGAGCGGCGGCGGAGGGUGGAGGAGAGGAGGAAGAGGUCGGAGAAGACGAGGGCAUUUCGGGAAUCGGACACUCCCCCACGUCCGAGGGAGGAUACCCAUGUCGGAAACAACGAGGACGACGGCGGAGAGUGUCGGAGCAUUGAAAGAAACGGCCAUGGUGGUACGAGGGGUAGCAAUGGCGGUUGCAGUAACAGUGGAUCUGAUGAUAUCCAUGGGAAGGGCGAAGAAGAGAGAGAAGGGAGGAGGGCGAGGAAGAUUCUGGAGAAGAUGCCGAUGGUGAGGACGAGGGAGGCGGGGCCCGACGGCAAGCGAGUGGAGGGCUUUCUCUACUGGUUCGGCGGAAGGGAGGAUGUGAGGAUCGUGUGCGUAUGCCACGGCCUCUUCCUCUCCCCCUCCGAGUUCCUCUGCCACGGCGGCUCCCGCGCCGGCAACCGCCUUCUUAACCCUCUUAGGCACAUCGUUGUUACACCUCCUCCUCUUUCUAACUAAAUAAAUAUUUUUAUUUUAUUA